Molecule: messenger RNA, 1736 nt
Organism: Phalacrocorax carbo (great cormorant)
Lineage: Eukaryota; Metazoa; Chordata; Aves; Suliformes; Phalacrocoracidae
Source: RefSeq, a predicted model, not a curated record
CCGGGCCCGCGGGGAGGCAGGGCGGGAGGGGAGGCCGGGGCCCGGCGCCGCCAUGCCCAAGGUGGUGUCUCGCUCCGUCGUCUGCUCCGACACCCGGGACCGCGAGGAGUACGACGAUGGGGAGAAGCCGCUUCAUGUCUACUACUGCCUGUGCGGGCAGAUGGUGCUGGUGCUGGACUGCCAGCUGGAGAAGCUGCCGAUGCGGCCGCGGGACCGAGCCCGGGUGAUGGACGCCGCCAAGCACGCCCACAAGUUCUGCAACGCGGAGGAGGAGGAGAGCGUCUUCCUGCGAAGGCCAGAAGGCAUAGAGCGGCAGUUCAGGAAGAAGUGCGGCAAGUGUGGACUGCUGCUCUUUUAUCAACACCAGCAAAAGAAUGCUCCCGUGACGUUCAUUGUUGAUGGUGCCGUGGUCAAAUUUGGCCAGGGUUUUGGGAAAACAAACAUAUAUACUCAGAAACAAGAACCUCCCAAAAAGGUGAUGAUGACCAAACGGACCAAAGACAUGGGCAAGUUCAGCUCUGUCACCGUCUCCACAAUUGAUGAAGAGGAGGAGGAGAUUGAAGCAAGGGAGAUUGCAGACUCCUAUGCACAGAAUGCAAAGGUGAUUGAGAAACAGCUGGAACGCAAAGGCAUGAGCAAAAGAAGGCUACAGGAACUGGCUGAGUUGGAAGCCAAGAAAGCCAAGAUGAAAGGGACCCUGAUUGAUAACCAGUUCAAAUGAAAUGCUGCACGUCUGCUGGGUAUUUGGAGAUGGGAGAAAGCUACCAGGAGCUAUCGCAGAUCUGUCAGCAAAGCCGAAGUAACAGACAACAUUCAAGGGCAACGUGCUACAGCCAGCUCAGAGGAUGAGUACCUCUCUGUCAUAAGCGAUACUCCGGUACCAAUUGUAAUAACUCCAAUGGCGCUGGAGACUUUGCUGAAACUACAGUUCUCCACAGACCCAGUGUUAUGAGCAAGCUGUUCCAGCCAGAAUAUUUACUUUUGGGAAACUCUUCGCUGGGUGCCAUCCGGAGUUCAGUGCACCUUUAGGUACCUGUCUUUUUAUUUUGGUGGUUUUCAAAUGUGUAAGACUUCUGCAAAUGUAUUAGAACAGUAGGUCGACUGUACAACAAAGAAAUCAUUACAAAAGUAAGCUCUGUGCCUGUUGUUCAUUUUGUUAUUUUAAAUGCGUCCAAAAUAUGCAGCAGCCUGAGAGACAUGCCAUUCCAACAGAGUCUGGAACGACUCAGAUGCAGGGCUGUCAGAGGCAGCCAGCACAGGCCUGGCUGUAGCCUUAAGUCUCAGCUCCUGCUGAACAUUGGAAAGCUGCAGUUGUGUGGAAGUACACUGCCCCAACAGAUACUGCCCGAUACAAGAACAUGACAUUCAACCCUGUUUUAAGCUACUGAAAACAAGGACUGCCUGUGUAUUAUACCAUGAAUGGGUACAAAUACAUAGUUGGAAGCUACUGAUAUGAUUGGUGAUCAUUUAAAGUGGAAUACAACUGCAUGUCUGAACUAACCCGUUCUACAAAUCAGUAUCGAUAUUUGGAGUCGUAAAAUAUGAAGGAGAAUGGUUGUGAAUGCACUGGCCACUAAGGACUUGGAUAAAGAUAAUGUUAAGAAUUGGUGUGUAAAGUACCUUGUUUGGGAAAUAGUAUUUUAUGUCUCUUGUGUGAUGCAAUAACAGUGCUCUGUAGCCCAUGUCUCUGUUGCUCUACUUGGGAUUAAAUACCAUGCUAUGGAUUUGAAUUAAAA